Ostrinia furnacalis (Asian corn borer) is the source of this 2904-nucleotide messenger RNA. It is a transcript of the gene Cmtr1, whose product is annotated as Cap methyltransferase 1. Gene Ontology annotation, biological process: 7-methylguanosine mRNA capping; methylation. The record is from RefSeq and is a predicted model, not a curated record. The transcript has 14 exons. Gene Ontology annotation, cellular component: cytoplasm; nucleus. NCBI's taxonomy places the organism in Eukaryota, Metazoa, Arthropoda, Insecta, Lepidoptera, Crambidae. Gene Ontology annotation, molecular function: nucleic acid binding; methyltransferase cap1 activity. The coding region runs from base 133 to 2865 and encodes 910 amino acids.
AAUGUCACAAAAAAUAAAUAGUACCAUUGCGAAUACGAUUGUAUUUCGGUGAAAAGUGUGUAUUUUGUAGUUAAUUUGUUGAAAAGUAAUCAACACUUGACGAAAAAACUGUACGAAUAAAGCUAAUAAAACAUGAAUCUAUCAGAUCCAUCUGGAGAUGAAGAUUCCAGUGGUGAAGACUUUGUUCCAGUCCCUGCUAAACGCUUGCGAGCUGAUACAUUUGGAGCUUCAUCCACAACAUCACAAGGCUCAGGUAUACCAGAGUCUGAUGAUGACUCUGCUGCAGAAACACCAACUGGAGAUUAUACAGAAGGUCAAAAUACUGGCCAUAAACCUAAUUAUGCAGAACAAAGUCCACCCGGCAGUGCAAGAGUAAACCGAAGCAGUCUUAGUGAAAAUUGUUCUUCCCCAAAUGAUCACUAUGAUGACUAUCGGCCAGGAUUUGAUGACAAUGAUCAAGGAGAAACUUCCAUGAGACCGAGCUUCCAAGAUAAUGAAAGUACAUUUUAUAAUAGAGACCCCACUAAAGGAAAUGAAAUGGAUGGUGCUUUUAGUAUGGAUUACUCAGAGAAAUCAAAACGCAUGAUGAGUAGUAUGGGUUAUAAACCCGGAAAAGGUUUAGGUAAAUUUGAACAUGGACGUAUAGAACCUGUUGAGGCUUCAACUCAAAAAGGCCGUAGAGGAUUGGGUCUGAAACCAUCUGUACUUGGUGAGGUUCCUGCAGACUUUAAAUGGUCUCCAGAUGAUUUGAAACCAGAGGCAAAAGAGGAACCGGUAUGGAUACCAUCUCCACCAGAUGACCCAUUACUAGGUGAUCAACUAGAGGAAUGGCUUCAAAAAGGACCAAAAAAAUUAACUAUAGAUGAUGAAACUCUCUUUGUAGAGCCACAUAUACUAAAGGGAAUCUUAGAUUCCAAGACUAUUUUUGAUACAUUGUAUGAUGAAGAUUUAAGACAUGCACGUUUUCGAAGUAAUCCAUAUGAAACUAUUGGUUCUGUCAUAUUUUUGAACCGGGCUGCUGUGAAAAUGGCGAACAUUGACGCAGUUUUCGAUUUUAUGUUUACAAAGCCGAAGAAUCCUGAUGGAUCUAAUGCUAUAGAUAAGAAAGAUAUACUGUAUUUUGCGGAUGUUUGUGCUGGACCAGGGGGUUUCUCUGAAUAUGUUUUAUACAGAAAAGGAUGGAAAUCUAAAGGUUUUGGAUUUACUUUAAAAGGACCUUGUGAUUUCAAGCUGUCCGACUUCUAUGCUGGAACACCAGAAACUUUUGAUGCAUAUUAUGGCAUUAAAAAUGAUGGAAACAUAUUUGAUCCAGAAAAUUUAACAUCAUUGAAAGAUUAUGUAUUAAAACAAACCAAUGACAAAGGUGUACAUUUUCUUAUGGCUGAUGGUGGCUUUUCAGUGGAGGGACAAGAAAAUAUUCAGGAAAUACUUUCAAAACAGCUUUAUUUAUGUCAGUGCUUAGCAGCAUUAAUGCUUGUGAGGACAGGGGGUCAUUUUGUUGUGAAAUUAUUUGAUGUUUUCACUAUGUUCAGCGUGGGUCUUAUUUACAUUAUGUACAGAUGUUUUGAUCAAGUAUGUCUUCACAAACCUGUUACUUCAAGGCCAGCAAACUCUGAGAGAUAUCUUAUUUGCAAAUGGAAAAGAUUAGGCACCGAGUCGGCGGAGCGACAUCUUUACAACGUCAACUCUCUUUUAUAUGAUGGACUGGAUAAUGAAGACGAUGUAACUGAGCUUGUCCCCCUAAGUGUCAUGCAAGAGGACACAAAAUUCUUUGAAUACAUAUACAAAAGCAACUGUGUAUUAGGUGAACAACAAAUAAAAAAUUUGCUCAAAAUAGCAGCAUUCAGCAAGGACAAAAAUCUAAAAGAAACUAGCCAGGCUAGUAUGAGAGAGCAAUGUUUGAAGUUGUGGCAACUCCCAGACAAGGUAAGGACGCAGCCUGAACGCCAUGGACCAGACGAUACAUUGAAAAGUAUAUUAUCUUUAUUGGAAAAGAAGCCACCCCAGUCCAGCAGUCAUCACGGAUUCAAGACGACAAUACUGAACAAACAACCACUUUACAUCAAAAAGCCCUCAGACUUAGAAACACUCAAACAAGUGUAUGACUGGCAUUUUAUGUUUUUGAGUAGUGCAAAAGAAAACAGUCCUGAUUUAAAAAUAUUUAUAGGCUGCGGAGGUAAACAUGUGCACCAACUAGAAGGCAGUGUUUGGAAAAUCGUCGUUGACUUGCAGUUGACUCUUCCGGCAAAAACGUUAAUAUACGCUGAAAUAUUGAAAGAAUACCGAGGAGAAGGCAAUACCCAAAUAUAUAGCAAAGCAUUACAUAUUGUUGAUGCUUUGAUGCUCGGCGGAGUGGACAUAUCGAAUUUGCCUUUAUCAGAAAGGAUCAACCAAUGUAACUUGUUCUGCACAGCCCUGAACAAGCCUUUCUACGGAUCCCAGGCUCUUCCCAUAAGGUGCAAAAGACUGUUCAAUUUGGAAAUGUUUACAAAUGCUAUGAACAAAUUAGAAUAUCGCGCCAUGAAAAGAAUAAAAAGAGCAGUUACCAUAAAUACUCCAAAUAGAAUUGAUGGAGCUGAAAUGUUUUAUGAAGUGGGAUCUCUUCUAUUCAUGAAAGAAAUAAAAGAACCAUGGGUGUCACAGAUUUCAAAAACGACUGGAUGUAAAUAUUACUACAAUAUAAAACACAGGCGAAGUGAAUACUACAUUACAGAUGACGCUCGCGUGGACAUGGUGACCGCCUUCACGACACGCUUGCAGUGGGUGUGGGGCAAUGCUGGCGCGGCCAUUCUUGAAGAUCAAGUGCACAAUGGCUUGUCUAAAGCAGCCUUCGAGGAUUUUAUCGCCUUUAAUGCUAAGAGAUAACUUUUUUUAAAUUUGUUUCUAAUAAACAUAUUGAUGUUA